CCCCACCCCCUGUCCGGCCUGUUACAGGCAACGAAUGGAGUUUGGCAGUUGAAGCGCGGUGGCUCCGCCCCACCGCUCUCCGCUUGGGCUACUCGCCGUGAGCGGCCCCUCCUUUCCCUUCAGUUGCUCUGGUGGCAAGGAGGGAAAGGAGGCAGCUAGUCGUUCACCUCCUCCUGCCGGUUUCGGGAUCAUCGGGGAGAUUCCUUCCCCGCCCUUUGCCCCUGCGCGCGCCUCCAGAGCUUCUGGGUAACGGUGUUAUAAUAAAGCUGUAGAGAUAGCGCAGGAUCCCACGCACCCUGGAAAUGAUCUCUUUCAGCUUCUGCCUUCGAGAAGGAGAUGCAGUUUAUGUUGCUUUUCAGUCGUCAGGGGAAGCUGAGACUUCAGAAGUGGUAUGUCCCGUUAUCUGACAAAGAAAAGAAGAAAAUUACAAGAGAACUUGUUCAAACGGUCUUAGCCCGUAAACCGAAAAUGUGCAGCUUUCUGGAGUGGAGAGAUCUGAAGAUUGUCUACAAAAGAUAUGCAAGCCUCUACUUCUGCUGUGCCAUUGAAGAUCAGGAUAAUGAGCUAAUAACUCUGGAAAUAAUUCAUCGUUACGUAGAAUUACUUGAUAAAUAUUUUGGAAGUGUAUGUGAACUUGAUAUCAUCUUUAAUUUUGAGAAGGCUUAUUUUAUUUUGGAUGAAUUUCUUUUGGGAGGGGAAGUUCAGGAGACCUCAAAGAAAAAUGUUCUGAAAGCCAUUGAACAGGCAGAUCUAUUACAGGAGGAAGCGGAGACACCUCGUAGCGUACUUGAAGAAAUUGGACUGACAUAAACCUUCUUUGCUGAUGUCUUGUGUGUGUUUCAAAUAACUGUAAAUGUUCACUGCCUCAUUUAAUGUUAGCUAAUGGUGUUAUGAUGCUAUAUGUCAGUAUUACUGUUCUGCUAAGCUACUUCAUUCAGGCCUACAAGAAAAAUACCACUUACUGUAAAAUAAAAGGGAGCAAAAGUUUUUUUAAAAAAACAUUUUGAGAAUAAUAAAAGGGAUUUUACAGUGAUUUAAGUCACAGUAUUGCAUUAAAUCAUAGGUGGCAGUUUCAGUAAUUAUAUUUUAUAAAUUACUUUGCCAGUUGCCAUUCUGCAAUGUACCAGAUGCUGUACAGUACGCCAUAUACUAAAAAGUAACAAUUACAUUUGGUAACAAAGUGAAAUGUGUUAACUUGGCUUUGUGCAACCAAAUACUUUUACUAUAAAGUCAGCACGUGUUAAAACUCGGCUUAGGUUAUUACAGAAGAUUGGGGGGAAACAACUGUUUACGGCUGUCUGUUAUACCAAAGAAUCCUGCUACGGUCUGUAAGUCAAACAGUUGUGAGCUGUUAGGUAUCUUCAUUUUAGCAACAGAGUUGUAAACAGAACUUCAUCAAAGCAAAUGUGAUAACUUAGUAAUCUUUUUACAAAGGGAACACAGGCUGAGACCACAUAACAUUGUGGGUGUUUUUUUUAAAGGAAAUCUUAUUUUUUACUAGUUUAAUUCACUCUGGAGUGCAUACUUAAUUAUUUUGAAAGCAUAAAGUAGUUAAGUCAUAUAGAUAUUGUUGAAAAUCUCAAAGGAAAAAUGGAAGGGAAUAUUACAAAACAUAUGUAUAUGUUGCUGAGUAUUAUUGAUUAUAUUUUAAGCCAGAAUCUGAGCAGCUGCUUGGAUAACUUGACAAUUUAUGUGCUAAUGGUAAUCUCUUUUCUGCCUCACACAAUGUUCAAUGCAGUUGGAAAGUGACUCUGUACACAGAAGUAGCAAAUCUUCUACAAGAACAUUUCUUUAAAUAACUGGCAUGCCUCCACACAGCUAGUUAACAAAACAAGGCUAUAAUCCUAUACACACUUUACCUGGAAGUAAGCAUUGUUGAACAAAGUAGGACUUGCUUGCAGCUAAAGAUGUGUAGGAUUAAACUGCAUGGGUAUCACAAAGCCAUAAUCUAUUUACUGUAAUGCACAUUCUACUAAGUUAGUGCUAGGAAAACCUCAGUACAGAGCAACUGCUGCUAAAAGCAGCAUGACUUCCCUCAUAAGUAUCUAUGUACAUGUUCUAGCUCACAUACCCGCCCAAUAACAUGUGACUGAUUUCCUCUUCUGUGGGUCUGAUUGUUGUGAUUGUGCUCCAAAGCAUCCAAAUACUUUACCACAGAUGUGGAAGAUCAUUGCUUCAUGUCAUACUGUUGACAAUAGAGCCUUAUGGAAAUAAUAUGUUUGCUUAAGGAACACAGGAGCCCUGUUCCACAUUUCACUCAUGAGAAAUGUGGAAUUCUGAAUUUCAGGUGACUUUGGAGUAGCCCCGUGUGACAUUGAAGUGAUUAAGUUACUUGACAUUUUAAAAUGUCAUCUAAAAAAGCAAUUUUAUAUGUGUAUUCCAAACAUGUUUAAGGUUUACACCGUUGCCUUGUAUGUGCUUGGUUGGAAAAGCUUUGUUGUGAUUGUGACAUAAGCUGUGUGAACACUGUCUUAGUAUCACACCAGUUUAGUUGUAAUAAAUGUCCAUUUUUAAUCCA
Hemicordylus capensis (graceful crag lizard) is the source of this 2518-nucleotide messenger RNA. RefSeq names its product adaptor related protein complex 1 subunit sigma 2 (gene AP1S2). The record is from RefSeq and is a predicted model, not a curated record. Gene Ontology annotation, cellular component: membrane coat; intracellular membrane-bounded organelle; AP-1 adaptor complex. Gene Ontology annotation, molecular function: clathrin-cargo adaptor activity. The transcript is spliced from 6 exons. The coding region runs from base 337 to 810 and encodes 157 amino acids. NCBI's taxonomy places the organism in Eukaryota, Metazoa, Chordata, Lepidosauria, Squamata, Cordylidae. Gene Ontology annotation, biological process: vesicle-mediated transport; intracellular protein transport.